AUGGCCUCAACAAAGGGUCUUCCAGUUGAAAUCUUCCAGCAAAUAUAUGGAUACCUGGGACCAAAGGACUUCAACGCUGCUCGGCGCACAUGCCGAGCAUGGAUGGAGGCCAGUCUGGAUAGGAGUCUGCUGGCGGUAAUGCUGGAGAGGGGUGGAUGGACGGGCGAGGAUACCAGCAAGGGAUGGCAAAUGCUCAGCUGCCAACUUGCCAGAGAAUGUGCCUUGGCGCCAGGCCGGGCUGGGGUGGAAACAGAGGCAGUAUUCACCAAGAGCUCAGAGGUGGAUUUCAGCGGGCUGAGGGACAGCCAAGUCGGCGGUAGUAGUAGUGAACUAAUAUUCACCACAAGUACCUGCUCGCGGUUUCUGUGCGUAGCCCAGGGAGCGCUGAUCCGGAUUUACCAGCUCGACGCUGGCCGUCCGGUAUACAUGGCAAGCGUCGAAUGCCCAGGACGAGUACUGGCCAUGACCAUGGGCCCAUAUGGCGGUAGUAGUAGAUACGCCAUUGCUGCCAUCUUGGAAGGCCGGACGUGGAACUUGGUCGAAGACGACUCGACCAUUUACAGCCAUCUGGGCUCCGAGGAUGACCCACCACGGAGCGUCGCUCUAUGCCCCCAAGGCCAGUGUGUAGUUUUUGGCUGUUCAGAAGGGCUGGACGUACAAUGGAUCGACUCCCCUUCAGGCCAAAGUCUCCAUCGCUGGGUUCCCUCCACAGCCCCAAACGACCACGUCUACGUGCGCCCACGACGACGACCAGCCCACGAUUCGUCAAACAUACUGCGUAUCCUGUCCAGUCCCGCCCACCACGCCAACCGCCCUUGGCUAAAACGCAGACUCUUCCCCAACGCCCACUGGCACGGCUCCUCCAAAUACGAAAUUGCAUCUCGCCAGCCAAACCCCACAGGCUACUACGACUACGACUACGACUACUACAACCGCAUCCCCCUGGACGACAACGGCUCCCACGUCCUCUUCGUCGACCAGAUCAGCAACCGCCUCGUCCUAGGCACCGACGAGCUCGUCCGUAAAAUCGAAUUCGUCCCCCCGACAAACGGGGAAGCACCACCAAAGCUCUACCGCGCUGCAGCAGACAUGUCCCAGGGCGCACGCAUAGUGGCCGUCUACGACGAUACCAUCAUGCUAUACUCCGUCCCACGCCGUGUAUGCCGCUUUUCUCCCACCGAGGACCAACCAGAUGGUUCGCUCCAACAUGAUACUAACCACUGGCUCAACUGGUGGGACGAACCGCGUGCGAAUGGCGAGACUGGCGCGGUGCAUCAUCAGGAGGGACCCACGUGGCCGCUUUCUCUACGCGGUACCCGCAUAACUACGCUGGCGAAUAUUUGUGAGAUUUCCGUGCAGACAAGUCCGUGUCUUGUUAUCUCGGCGGUUACGGAUGCAGGCAAGUGCAAAGUUUGGAAGUUUUCCGAGGACGAGGGAGGCAUUGGGGGUGGAGAAGAUGGUCGUGUGUCAAAAGGGGCUCGUUGA
Messenger RNA from Bipolaris zeicola 26-R-13, 1485 nucleotides. RefSeq lists its product as uncharacterized. The record is from RefSeq and is a predicted model, not a curated record. The transcript is spliced from 2 exons. NCBI's taxonomy places the organism in Eukaryota, Fungi, Ascomycota, Dothideomycetes, Pleosporales, Pleosporaceae. Gene Ontology annotation, molecular function: protein binding. The coding region runs from base 1 to 1485 and encodes 494 amino acids.